CUCGGCUGAUCAGAGAGAGGAGCUGUGUCUGCGUCAAGCCAAGGCGCAAGCGUCAAGCCAAGGCGCAGCUCCUGUCUGUUCAUCCCAGCGCGGCUCUACUUGCCCGGAGCCCAUCCCUGUAGUUCAGUGGGCGUGGUGUGAAUUGGAAAACAAAGUGCAGAGACACCCUUCACUACUUCCUACAUCACCGGGAUCCGUUGAGUUCACCCGCCGCUCGCCGGGAUCGAUGCUAGUUAACCGCCCAGCACAGCCGCAUAAUAACUCCCGAUAAGAGAGGGACGAGAGAUCGGUGGAUGCGCUCCGGGUUCCGUGAACCGGCAAGAGGUGCGAUUCAGUUAUGUGCGUUAUGGUGACAGAGCGUGACACCAAGGACGAAUAGCAGUCAGGCAGCAUCUCGUCCUCUCUCUCUCUCUCUCUCCUUGCGCUACAGACCAACGAGAUAAAUGGGCAGCAGACUGCACCAAACAGUGUCCGGCACCGAUAGCACCAUUCCACAUUGACUAAAAUAACUGAACGGGACCCGUUAUGUACUAAAGAAAGUAUAUUACACCAGUAGCGGUUUAGAGACCGGAACAGGAUUUUUGAAGAAGCGGUUGUUUGUUCAGCAUGAGCGGUGGAGGAGAAAUCAUCUUCCAAGGCUGGCUGAGAAAGUCCCCACCAGAGAAGAAACUGAGGCGAUAUGCGUGGAAAAAGCGUUGGUUCAUCCUGCGUAGUGGUCGUAUGUCUGGCGACCCUGACGUCCUGGAGUACUAUAAGAACGACCGCUCUAAGAAGCCCAUCCGGAUCAUCGACCUGCAUUGCUGUGAGCAGGUGGACGCUGGGCUGACCUUCAAGAGGAAGGAGUUUCAGGAUAGCUUCGUGUUCGACAUCAAGACCUCAGAGCGUACUUUUUACCUGGUGGCAGAGACCGAGGAGGAGAUGAACAAGUGGGUUCGCUCCAUCUGUCAGCUGUGUGGCUUCAACCAGUCAGAGCAGAACAACCACGACGGCCGGUCCUCUACAGCUCACAUGGGCCGUUCCCUGGCAGCAGACCUGUCCAGUUCCAGGUCCCUGACCCCACUGACCAGAGAGCGUAAGUCGUCCGCUCCCGUCCACUCUUCCCAGCCCGUCCUGUUCACCUUCGACGUCCCGGUCCGUCACGGUGGGUCGCACAGUCACCACGGGGGCUCCCUGUCCAACAGCCUACCACAGGACUAUCUACUACUGCAUCAGUGCAUGAGCAGGAAGACUGAGAGCGCACGGAGUGCCAGUUUCUCCCAGGUACAGCACAGUAGCAAUCUGUUUGUGGGCAGUGACUCUGCAGUGCAGAAGUUCUCCCAUGGUUUCUCUCACUGUCUGAACGGGAUGGGCGCCCAGCUGCAUGGCUUCUACAGCCUGCCCAAACCUGGCAAGCACCAACUGGCCUCUGCGGUCGGGCCCAGGUCCUCCACACGGCCAGACUCCCCCCAGGAGGGCUACGUGCUACCCAGGGGGUACAGCUCUGAGGGGCCCUCAGAUCAUAGUCGCCUGGGAGACAUGGAUCAGCAGGAUAAUGAGGAGCUGUACACCUUCAAGACGCCUUGCAACACCCUGGCCACCGGCAACGACCGUAACCACAGUAACGACCGACACAGCAAUGACCAUAACCACAGCAACGAGCGUAGCAACGACCGCCAGACUGACAACUACGACCUCCCGACCCCGCCCGGAUCGUUCUACCAGAUCCCCCGGACGUUCGAUAAGAACCACAACGUGACGCCGUCUGGCUCCGAGUCAUCUAGUGGACCCCCUCCACGGCCCCCCAAGCCCAGCCAGGGGUCAGAGAGCGGGGGCUGUCUGGGGUCACUGCAGAAUGGAGAGGUGACCACGACUGUGUCGGUCAUACCCAGGAGGAACACUCUGCCUGCCGUGGAGAACAGCAGGUUACAACGAGGGUGUUCAUUUGAGCCCAGCAGCCAUCAGCGUCCGAUCUAUUUCAACAACCAAGGCCAAUCUGUGGAGUGUGUCAACGAUGGCUUCAGUUCUUACCUGAGAACAAAGGCCCCUCUGACACGUUCGGACAGCGGCGACUCGGAGGACAACUAUGUGCCUAUGAACCCAGGCUCAUCUCCCCUCAACGCCGCCCAGGCGGACAGCCCCAAAAAUAUCUACAUCCCCAUGAGCCCCGGGCCGCACCACUUUGACUUCCCAGGGUUCUCAGCCACGCUACCUGCCCGGAAGGGAAGUACCGCCUCGCUGUGUCACCGACCGGGGAGGCUGAGUGACGUCACACCACCACCUAUAAAUCGCAACCUUAAACCCAACAGGAAAUCCAAGCCGACACCUCUGGAUCUGAGGAACAAUGGCAUCAUUGAUGAGCUCCCAUUUAAGAGUCCAAUCACCAUGUCCUGGACACGACCCAUGCCUGUGAACUCAGGUGGCAUGUCCUCCCAGCACUGUAGACCCAUCUCCACCCAGAGUAUCACCAGCACUGACUCCGCAGACAGCGAGGAGAACUACGUAGCCAUGCAGAACCCAGCGUCUACCUCCCCUGCAGUGAGUGGUACCAGCAGCCCCGCCCCUAGGAAGUGUGGCAAUGUGGACUACUUGGCUCUGGACUUCCAGCCGGGCUCCCCCAGUCCACACAGAAAGCCCUCUACGUCCUCGGUGACAUCUGAUGAGAAGGUGGACUAUGUCCAGGUGGACAAGGAGAAGACGCAGGCCCUCCAGAACACCAUGCAGGAGUGGACAGACGUCCGACAGUCCACCGACCCCGCCCCUAAGACUGUAAAGUCCUGACAGUAACCAUGGGGAAGACACAGCGCUCUGACCUUACCUCAUGUCAAGACAAGCAUCUCCUAUAGGAUGUUACACUGUUACUGACAGAAGUCAGUUUGAGGAGUGAAGGAACAUUUAUGGAUGGCGGAGACACAGAUUACCUCUGUUGGACAGGCUAAAAUUACUUGAGGACUGAAAUGAGUUGAGGACCGAAAUGAGGACUGAAAUGAGUUGAGGACUGAAAUGAGUUGAGGACUGAAAUGAGGACUGAAAUGAGUUGAGGACUGAAAUGAGUUGAGGACUGAAAUGAGGACUUGGCUCAAAAAGAGGAGACAAAAAGUCAACGCCUAGCUGUGUUCUGUGAUGAUCAUCAGUGCUGUGCAGCAAGCGCUUGAUGCAGACGGACAGAGACCCAACCUGAACCUGCCAAAGCUUUUCUUCCUAAAGAGACUGUUAAAGCUAGACUGGAGUGAACUUGCCUUCCGGAAUACUAACCUGUACAGUAACCUUCUAGAUUUUUCUCUGACUCAAGCUUUGGGGAACAACUCUUCUAGUUCUUUUCUACAGCCAUUUCAACUGUAACACGACCCUGAGUGUGUUUUCUUCCUGUCUAGCGGGUCAGCUAAUGUACAUAGCUACUUCAAACUAUUUGUUUUCUUCCUGUUUAGCCACUGUAAAACUAUUUGCUGCCAGUCAAACUGCUAUCGUUAUCUAACCACCCAACCAGGCAGUGGAAAUUGUAUUGUAUUGUAUCAGAAAUGCAUAUUCUAUUACAGAUGCAGCCUCAUUUUGCUUGAUAGGACAUGGGGCGGGGCGGGGGCUCGUCAGGCUCGCUCUCCCAUUCUAUUCUGACUUCAAUCCACCAUUUUAGCUGAGCCUUGCAGAAGUGAAACAAGCGUAGAGGUUAUUUUCACUGCACUGCAGGCAGUCAUUUCAGCUUAGCCGUGCACGUCUGGUGUAGGAGACCAAAUAACAGCCUUACAAUAAAAUAUUCUCUCCAGGAGCCUUAAUGAGAAUUUCAAAAUGGCUGUCGGUUGAUCGAGCUCGUUUAAAUAAUGUAUUCAUCCAUAAAUACUGGUUCUUCCGUUAACGUGGUGACUCUGGUUGCAGUGACUGCUCUUAAACAAUAGACGGAAGCUCAGACAUGUCAGACAGAAAUAAUGAAGACCGUGUAAAAGAAGAGACAGCAUCUCAUUUAGUUUAUAUUUGCAUAUAAUGGUGAAAAGGGGGUGUGUCCCAAAUGACCCCUUAUUCUCCUAUGGGCCCUGGUCUAAAGGAGUGCACUAUGGGCCCUGGUCUAAAGGAGUGCACUAUGGGCCCUGGUCUAAAGGAGUGCACUAUGGGCCCUGGUCUAAAGGAGUGCACUAUGGGCCCUGGUCUAAAGUAGUGCACUGUGGGCCCUGGUCUAAAGGAGUGCACUAUGGGAGAAGGGUGCCAUUUGAGACACAGAUGGUGUGAAAUAUCUGGGUUUGGUUCAUUGAUGCUCUACACUAGAACAGUUUUCCUUGGGGGAACCCCUCAGCUACUGUCUCUCUCUAAUGGACUCCAGAGAAUUAGAGAUGUCAAAGAGAGAAAUGUUGCCAGGAGGGGUAAUAUCCAAUGUAAGGAAAAGCUCCUGGUUUCUAUACCACUUCAACAUUAUAACACACACGUAGACGUACACACAUUCACAAACACACACACCCUACAUGAACAUGUGCACUGACAGACAGGUUGACAAGGAGGAACAUUUACUGAGUCGUUAUAACGUUGGACACAGAGGUCAACAUAUAACAGAGGUCAAUGUGUCCACGUUCGUUUCCUCUAAACGGAUUUCUUUGACAUUUUCUGCACAAUUACCUGCAGUUUUGGUUCUGAGAUAAAGCAUUUAUUUUGAAACAAAGUGAAAACCAAAUCCCAAACGGCGUCAAUAACCUAACUUUUUUUUUUUUACGAAGAAAACAAAAUCUGGGUGCCAUUUUAGAAAAGUGUAAUGUAUUCCAAUUGGCACUCUAAUGGGCCCUGGUCUAAAGUAGUUCACUAAGGGUCCUGGUCUAAAGUAGUUCACUAUAGGCCCUGGUCUAAAGUAGUUCACUAUAGGCCCUGGCCUAAAGUAGUUCACUAUAGGCCCUGAUCUAAAGUAGUACACUAUAGGCCCUGGUCUAAAGUAGUUCACUAUAGGCCCUGAUCUAAAGUAGUUCACUAUAGGCCCUGGUCUAAAGUAGUUCACUAUAGUCCCUGGUCUAAAGUAGUUCACUAUAGGCCCUGGUCUAAAGUAGUUCACUAUAGGCCCUGGUCUAAAGUAGUUCACUAUAGUCCCUGGUCUAAAGUAGUUCACUAUAGGCCCUGGUCUAAAGUAGUUCACUAUAGGCCCUGGUCUAAAGUAGUUCACUAUAGGCCCUGGUCUAAAGUAGUUCACUAUAGGCCCUGGUCUAAAGUAGUU
Molecule: messenger RNA, 5158 nt
Organism: Oncorhynchus masou masou (cherry salmon)
Lineage: Eukaryota; Metazoa; Chordata; Actinopteri; Salmoniformes; Salmonidae
Gene: gab2
Product: GRB2-associated binding protein 2
Exons: 12
Coding region: 607-2757 (716 amino acids)
Biological process (GO): signal transduction
Cellular component (GO): cytoplasm
Molecular function (GO): transmembrane receptor protein tyrosine kinase adaptor activity
Source: RefSeq, a predicted model, not a curated record